Nezara viridula (southern green stink bug) is the source of this 1182-nucleotide messenger RNA. Lineage: Eukaryota; Metazoa; Arthropoda; Insecta; Hemiptera; Pentatomidae. The record is from the annotation of a GenBank genome assembly.
GUUACUUCGGUCACUGAAGUGUUAGUGAAGUUCAAUGUUGUGUACGAGAGAAGAUACUAUGGUUAAGAUGGAGACGGGUGCCGAGCCUCCGGCGCGUCCUCCUCUCAAGUCGGACUUCAGCAUCAGGAGUAUCAUACCAUUAGAGAGUAGCCCCGAACAGGUAUACUCAGAUACGGAUUCAGACCUGGAUGUCACGGGAGGUGCGACACCGCCACCGCUGGACUGCUCCACCAAAAGGGAAGAUUCCAAGUCAGAAGAGAAGAAGAAAAAUGAAAAACCACCCUACAGCUAUAACGCUUUAAUUAUGAUGGCGAUUCGUCAGAGUCCUGAAAAGAGAUUGACACUGAACGGAAUUUACGAAUACAUCAUGAAAAACUUCCCCUAUUAUCGGGAUAACAAGCAAGGUUGGCAGAAUUCCAUCAGGCAUAAUCUGAGUUUGAACAAGUGCUUCGUUAAAGUCCCCAGGCAUUACGACGACCCCGGAAAAGGCAACUACUGGAUGCUUGACCCCAGCUCUGAGGAUGUCUUCAUCGGCGGCACCACCGGAAAGCUGAGGAGGCGAAGCACCGCGGCGUCGAGGAGUCGCCUUGCAGCCUUCAAGAGGAGUAUGGUGUUGGGAGGACUGUACCCGCCUACAUGGGUGAACCCGCUGUAUUAUUACAGAUACCCAGCGUACCCUCAACCCGUGGUCGCGAAACCUCCAGUCCACGGGUUCAGCAUGGAGCGACUUCUUGCAGAUACGAGGCCGCCUAUGUACAUACCUCCCAGCUACGACCUUUAUCGUCCGCAGCUUCCGAGCCCGGAACCAAGGCCUAUCUUCAAACCGGUCACAGUUAUCGCUCGCCUGCCCACCGCAAGCUAGUGUGAGUAGUCUAUAGUGUCACCUUGGGAUCUCGAAACCGUUCGUCUAUUAAAAAUACUUUUUAUUUUAAAGUUACCAUUAGCGGUUUAUUAUCUGUACAAUAUAAAUUGUUAUUAAAAAAAGUGUAAAUACGUACAUUGUAUAAAGUUGUAUUUAUAAGAUGAUCCUAUCGACAGGGUAUUUAUGUAAAAAAACAAACGAUCGUGUUAUACAAAUAAAUAUAUAUAUGUAUAUUUAACGUACGAUAUUAAUAAUAUUAUUUAUCUUUUGUACAUAUCUUGUAUAGAAUAUUUCGCUCAAAUAAAUGCAGAGCACAUUUU